Effrenium voratum is the source of this 5328-nucleotide messenger RNA. The record is from the annotation of a GenBank genome assembly. NCBI's taxonomy places the organism in Eukaryota, Dinophyceae, Suessiales, Symbiodiniaceae.
AUGCAGCGAGCCGCUGCGCAGGUGACCUUAUUGCUGCUGCACGCAUCCCCAGAUGAUGUGCGCAGUGAACUGCUCCACACCAAGAUCUUCGCUCUUCUUCUUGGCGACCAGUACCGGUCCCACGCCGGCAAGCUCUUCGAGUUCCUGAACGGCGCCUUUGUGCAGUCCUUCCACAACACCAUUUCAUCUUGCCACUUGGACUUCUUGCUCGGCGCGCUGAGAAGGGCUCAAGCGUAUUACUUGGUCUUUGGCAAGCUAGAGGACCGCCAAGCGCUCGAGAAUGCGAUCUUUGAGGUGCGUGUCAUACUGAGCACAGGCGAGGAGCAAACGCUCCUUGAGUGGCAGAUGACUGAUCUGCUUGGGCGUAAAGCUGAGAUGAAGGCCAAGUUGUGGUUCUACGGCUUGAGUGAACUCUGUCGAAACAUGGUGAAGAAUUUCCACCGCUGGGCGGAGAGCAGCUACGACGCCUGCAAGCAGCCGGGUGUUGCGUUCCAGGAUGCUUACAUCUCCACGGCAGAUGGUGACAUCAAGCAGCUCCGAAAGGAUCCGCGGCACGGGUGCUACGUGCAGGUCUCGCACCAAAUCGUGUUCAGGCCAUCAGACGUGAGUCGGCGCCGGCUGGCCUCUAUGCUUCUGGCGUCUUUCUCUGGCGGUGAUGGCUUGGAGAGGCUCCUUGCGCAGAGUGCUCUUGCUCUUUCCGGGAUGCGCCAGCCGGACGUCAUGAACGUCUUUUUUGGCGCAGGCAUGGAAGGCAAGAGCCUGAUCCUGGUCGAUCUCAUGGCAGCGUGCUGGGGAAGUGGAUUUGGCAAUCCUCCGGGCACUAUGCUCCAAGUUGAGCGGGAGUUUCAGCAACAGGGGCUGAAAUACUUGCAUUGCGCCAUGCUGACAUUUGACGAGUGCCGUCGAGACCAGGGUAUUGUUGAGGACGUUGUGAAGUUGUUCAUUGGCAACGGCAUCUUGCCUCUGCGGCGGAACCAUGAGGCUGAAACCAAGGAUGGCUCCUAUGCCUACUGCGGCAAGAACUGGUGCAUGAACUUGGGCGAUGUGCCUGCCAUUCCAACGGCAUUGGAGAGGUCGCAUUCCCGCCGGUUUCGAGGCGUCUUCAUGCGCGCCAGCAUGACAACGCAGGUGGAGUCUGUGGAUGUAGCCUCCAAGAAGUUCUUGGCCGACGAAGACGCAAAGGGCUUCAUGUCUUCAGGCGAUGCUGUCUGGCCCUUCUUCCAAGACUUCUUGUUCAAGUACAUGCGGCAGAGUGGCCCACGCCAGUGGUACAGGGUUCUCGACUACGUCAAGCCGGGUUCGCAGACGGAGAAGGACACUGCUUGGCUCUUGCAGAAGAUGGCCCGCGUGACCACCGCAGCACAUCCUGACGCGCCUGGUGAUGCUCCAGCGCCUCUUGGGGCCGGCCUGGAAGAGCGAGCUGAGUCUCGCGCCGUCCGGAUAGUGCAGGAAACGCACGCCGCCUUGACCUCUUCUGCGCUGACAGCCCACUCGGUGAACAGAUGCAGCCACGUGCAGGCCAACCCCGGCGGAGAUGGCAGCAAGUCAUCGAAGCACAGAAGCCGUGCAGAGUUCCUACAGGAUGCAAUUGCGGAGUUUCCCUAUCUGCUACGACGGGCCCCAGAAGAUCGCAGAGGCAGUGUGAAGUUUCUUCGCCGGCCCGUGGAUGUAGGGAAGAUGAUGGCUGUUCUGGAAGAGGCAGGUUGUUGCGUGUCUGACUGCGACAUGGCAGGCGUCUUCGGCACCUGGAAAGAUUGGACCUGGCCUUCGGAGCCCACCGGGGAGCGUGCGGGGGACGAGGUGAAUGAGUGCGAGGAGCAUGGUUUUGCAGAUGGCCCGCACUGGGACUUUAUGUUCCGAGUGGAUGUGGAGUCGUUCGAGAAGUAUGUUGCUGAAGGCAAAGACUCUCGACCACAGCAGGUGGCAGAGUACAUGCGGCUUAUUUCCAGCCAUGUUGAGAGAGAUGAGUGUGGCAUGUUCAUGCGCCACCGUGGAGUGCAGAAAGUUGUGGCUGGGCAGCCCUUAGGCCGUUACUACUUCCCAGCACUUAGCCCUCCAAAUUUGUCUAGAGCUGCCUUGUUCCCAGCUGGGAGCUAUGAGUUUGACCAGCCCACAGCAGUUGUGCACUUCAUGCUUGAAAGAGCUGAAGAGUUGGGUGUUUGCGCUUGCCUGCUUGAGAAGUACAAGACGCACAAGGCACAGUGGCGUGAGGCCGUCCAGCGCUACUUUGACUUGCCCAGCCUUGCAGAUGCCAAAACACUUCUUCAGAAGGCUACGUUUGGGUUUGCGCAACCUCUCGAUGGCAAGGAUGCCUUGGGAGUGUUGCCAAUCCUAGAAGGUCUUGCGUAUGAAAGCUUCACACUCCGAAAGGCUUUGUGUCAACAGAACGCAGCUGUUCUUGAGGCUGCCGUAGCGGCCGGCAAGAGGAGACCAGAAACCAGCACCAUGGCCAUGCUGCUUUUUGAUGACGAAGCCAAGGUGACUCGCGACUUCUGUAAUUGUCUCCAAGCUUUCAAGUGGCUGCCUGCAGCGCCAGUGUAUGAUGCAGUGGCCGCAGCACCGCUGGCAGGGGGCGAGGCAAUUUCUGCCAUUGUGGAAAGCUUCGCUGCGCAGUCAAAUGUUCGCAUGGAGGUGACAGAGCUGCGCAUGGCGGGGCGACAGCCACAGGCAGGCACUUUGUCACAGGUUCUGGAAAGCCUGCAGAACGACGGUGCUGAGCGGCUGGAAGACUGCAUGGUCGUAGCGGGCGCUCAGAAGUGCUUGGCUUUCUCGCUGGCGAACAUCUUUCGCGCUGAGGAUGAGACUUUGGCUGCCAGCUUCGGGUGUGGAGAUGGACCGCUUAGCUUCAGACAGUGCAUGGAACUACACCCAGGGCUGAGCCUGGAGCCUGUCAGCGUUGCUUCUGCUGCAGCUGGUGAUGGCAGCCACUACAUCGUGCACGAGACCCGGCCAGGCGGGAGGGUGCACAGUGACUCCGUUAUGCAGGCAGUGGAAAUUGACGCCGCCACUUUCUGGCGUUCCGUGGCAGCCUUGCCACGCGCUCACGUCUUCGAAGCCAAGUUGUUGUCGGCCUCACUUUCGCUUCGCAAGCGCAAGCUGGCGAACCCUCUGCUGGACAUGCUUAGCGGGGCCGAAGCGCCCGACGUUGCCGAGCGAGUGUUGGGCACAGUGGCUGAGAAGGUGAGGGCGGAGGUUUCUGCUGAAAUCAAGCGUCUAGAUGAGUUGGCGCAGGCUCAGUGGAACACGGUGCAAGCUCUGUAUGAGCAGGACCAGAUUUUGGCCCCCUUGCAGCAGCCGAGGCACUCUGAAAGCUUGCUGAGGGACUCUGCAGAUCUUAUCCGGAGAUGGGUGAGUCCGGACGAAGACUCGCAGGUCUUCCUUCAAAAGCAGAAUGAUGUGGAUUUGGUGCUCCUGCUCACGGGCGAGGGCCCACAGUAUGUCCUGAAGCAGCAAACCUCUCAUUGCAAACGCCUCAACCAAAACGUGUACUACGACAGCACCGCUGCAGCCAUGUUGCUUGGGUUGGUUCUGAAGCAUCAAGGCCGGGUGCAGGCGAGCUUUCAGGAUUUGGUUUCUGCCUUCAUCGCCAAAGGCAGCCCGUGUGCUUUUUUAGGCCUUCGGCGCCAGAGUACGCAGCAGCAGCUGUUGGAUGAGAUUUUCUCCAGUGAUGCAGUGCAGACUUUGAGAGGGCAGCUUCUCGCGGAGGCCACCCAGCACGGAGAAUGGCAAGUCCUCAGCCAUGAUGCCACGUUCAAGAGCUUGUUUAGCAUCAUUGGUCAAGUUCCAAUGUCACAGAAGCCAAACGAAGCACAUGCUUUACACAGCAUCCUGGGGAAGUUAGGGGCUCUUCCGGGCUUGAGCGCGCAGGCAUCAGAGGGCUUGGCGUGCUUUGAGCGCGCGUGCAAGGCAAUUUUGCCACCGGAAGCCCGUUCCACAACAGAGUGGAUUUUCAGUGACUCUCCUGCUGCCAUUGACCAUGUCAGGGAGCUCUUCCCAAACCUACAAGGCAUGGCAGAGGACGGUCUGCAUCUUGGUCUGCGGGUGGAGGCGUGCUUCGGCGAGAAGCGCACAGCCCUCUCACGUGGGAUCAUUGCCUUGCAGCGCAAGUUCAUGGUGCCUGCCAGCGGUCGCAUUCACAGAGGUGAGCUUCCUGCCGCUGGAGAAGAAGGAAAGUGGCCAGCAAAGGCGGACAACAUGAAGGCUCGAGGCAGAGAGUGGAACGCAUACGUGCAGGAGCCCUAUGCGUCACACCAGGACUACAUUGAUGACUUGGCAAGCUUGACCGUCCGCUUCGCCACUGACAUGGGUCGAAAAGAUAGCAAGGGCAGGACAGUGUUUCAGAUUCUUCAGUCUGGAGCAGCCUACCAGCACUACGCCUACCUACUCAACGGAAGCCGAGCCACUGCAGCGCUGAGCCUGCAAGAUCGGCAGAUGCUAUCGUGGGGCACGACUGCUAACGAAGCUGUGCACUUCCAGUUCAACCGCUCCCAGCAAACAGUCACCCAACAGCAUGUGGACUCCUCGACAUUGAAGCUGGAGGCGUUCUGCUUGGGCAAAAUGUUGGCGCACAACUCGGCAUCGUACCACCCCACAGUCGCUCAAAGGAGCCAGGCCGAGCUGAUCAGCUCUAUGCUGGGGUAUAUCAUGAGCGGAGAGUUUGCUGGCGCAGCGGGGGUGGCGAUGGCGCCGGUGACUUCACGUCAGGAGCUGAGGCGACCCGUGCACUUUCUGGACAAGGCGAAGGUGGCAAGGAUGAGGGCCUUUGCAACCACUCGCAAGUCUGCCUGGGUGAAGGAGGCUGCCAGGCGAGAGGAGAUGGCGCGGAAGCGCGGGUGCGAGAGGGCUCAGCAGAAAGUGAAGCGCGCUGUCUUCACCAAGCAGAAGCAGAGGAAGCUGCGGCAGCGCCGCAAGCCCGCCCAGACCCAAGAGGUGAGCUUGCGCGGGCUACAUGUUCAGUGGCCCUUCUCCCAGCUGCUGUUGGCGGGCUACAAGACACAGGAGGUGCGGGGCUAUGCCUUGGGCCACCUCAACAUCGCGCAUGCGAAUGAGGAGAUGUGGCUGGUGGAAACGCGCGGAGGUGCAUCCACGGCGAGCUACUCUGCUUGCAUCCCGGAGGGCUUUCACGUCCCUCCCCGACCAAAAGGGGCGCAGAUUGUGGGCACGAUCCGGUUCAGCGAGGCGGUAAAACUCACCGAUGGGAUUUCCUUUGCUGCGGCAAGGGCAGCUCACUGCGUUCGCCAGGGCAGCAAGUUUGACUGGUGCGGCACGCCAGUCUUUGCUUGGAAAGUGGCGGCCGUCAGAUCUCUUGCCUACACAGUGAAGCUGUGA